Molecule: messenger RNA, 931 nt
Organism: Perkinsus marinus ATCC 50983
Lineage: Eukaryota; Perkinsozoa; Perkinsida; Perkinsidae
Product: thiolproteinase SmTP1, putative
Exons: 6
Coding region: 7-636 (209 amino acids)
Cellular component (GO): lysosome
Molecular function (GO): cysteine-type endopeptidase activity
Source: RefSeq, a predicted model, not a curated record
GCUGUGAUGGAAAGUCGAUUCAAGCUCAAGACCGGUAUAUCGAAGGUGGUGCAGUUCUCUGUCCAGCAGAUCGUCGACUGCAGCAGACCUUCUGGAAAUUUUGGCUGCCUGGGUGGGCAGUCUCUUUACGCAUAUGACUAUGCGAAAGCUCAAGGUAUGGUCAAAGAAUCGAGCUACCCAUACAAGGCUAAGGAGAGCGCUUGCAAGACAUCGAUUACUUCCAAUCCUGAAAAACAGUGUCUCAAGAAGGGGGACAUCAACCAACUCUUGCCCAUAGACAGGCAUGAUGAGUUGAAAAUGAUGGAAGCUCUCACUACUGGGCCGGUCACUGCGAGUAUAUGUGCCACUUGCCCAGCGUUCAAGGCAUAUAAAUCAGGCGUUCUCACCGCCGCUGCUUGUGGCAAGGGUGAUGUCGAUCACACGAUUACUAUGGUAGGCUAUGGUACUGCUUCUGACGGGACCCCGUAUUGGAAAAUAAUGAAUAGUUGGGGAAAGUCUUGGGGAAUGAAGGGUUUCGCAUUACUUCAAAGAACGGGACCUUCAAUCCCUCGAGAUACUUGCGGAGUGUUGGCCGGAAAUCAUCUAUACCCGGUUUAUGCUGACACAGUAAUGAGUUCAGUUUGCGCGAAAAAGUGACGGGCGCUAUCAUAGACGACAUUCUGCAGUGUUGUCAUGAAAAAUGACUAAUGGUCUCCCAAGAAGCUCUAUUCUUCGCAACUCCAACUUUUACAUGCUCGUCAUUUUCGUCAUUCUUCGAUGGCCCUCGUGGUAUUUCCAGGAUGUACCCGGCGUUUCUAGGAUUUUAUCUUUUCGAGACGCUUUGACGGGUAUAAUAUGGAAUUUUCAUGUUGCUUUCAAUGUACAACAGUCUUGUAACAACACUCUUGAAUCAGUACACAAAAUAGUUUUCAAGUCAUCCCACCAGGAAUCC